Messenger RNA from Phalaenopsis equestris, 309 nucleotides. RefSeq names its product trafficking protein particle complex II-specific subunit 130 homolog. Lineage: Eukaryota; Viridiplantae; Streptophyta; Magnoliopsida; Asparagales; Orchidaceae. The annotation marks the transcript as partial. Gene Ontology annotation, biological process: early endosome to Golgi transport; intra-Golgi vesicle-mediated transport. The transcript has 3 exons. Gene Ontology annotation, cellular component: TRAPPII protein complex. The record is from RefSeq and is a predicted model, not a curated record.
AAGCUCACUGAACAACGUUUCAUGCCCGUCUGGAGUUUCUGUAACUUCUUUAUUUUAAAGGAAAGCCUAGCCUUCAUGUUUGAGAUGGCCCACCUUCUUGAGGAUGCCUUGUGUGAAUAUGAUGAACUAGAACUUUGCUAUUUAGAAACAGUACAUACUUCCAAACAGAGAGAUUUUGGAGGUUUAGAGCGCGGAGAUGAUCAGGCUGCUCUGUUGAUUCCUGGAUUUAAACCCUUAACUCAAGUUGUCCAGGAUGACUCAUUUAGAGAAUUUGAAUUUAGACAAUAUCUGUUCGCGUGCCAAUCAAAG